Epinephelus fuscoguttatus (brown-marbled grouper) is the source of this 15777-nucleotide messenger RNA. It is a transcript of the gene bsnb, whose product is annotated as bassoon (presynaptic cytomatrix protein) b. The transcript is spliced from 14 exons. Gene Ontology annotation, molecular function: structural constituent of presynaptic active zone; metal ion binding. The coding region runs from base 135 to 11999 and encodes 3954 amino acids. The record is from RefSeq and is a predicted model, not a curated record. Gene Ontology annotation, cellular component: axon; glutamatergic synapse; cytoskeleton of presynaptic active zone. NCBI's taxonomy places the organism in Eukaryota, Metazoa, Chordata, Actinopteri, Perciformes, Serranidae. Gene Ontology annotation, biological process: presynaptic active zone assembly; protein localization to synapse.
UGCUCCGUGCGGGAUGCUGAAUUGUAGGUGAUGAUGGCGGAAGGGGAGCAGCGCUGAGUUUCAUCUGAGUUUCCACCACAGCUGUAGAACCAUCUACAACAUCGUUUCUCUCCGUCGAGACCGAUCCUGAGGCGAUGGGGAACGAGGCCAGCAUGGAGGGGGAGGGACAGGCGGGACAGCCCGGCCCCGCCGUCCCUGCAGCGGGGGCUCCGGCUUCCAUUUCAGCACCACCGGACUCUGGACAGCUCAUCAAGCCCAGCAAUGGAGCGCCAGCCGGAGGAAGUGGGGCUGCACCCGGGCCGGGGAUUAACAGACCACCUCCGUCAGACCCAGGACCCAAAGCAGGAGUCCAGAGUGGUCAUGGGACAGGGGACAGAUUGGCCUCUCACGACACCCCUCAGCAUGCCACACCGCAAGGAGAGCAGGGCCAGGGUCAUGUGGCCAGGAAGAGUCUGCAUGUGGAUGUGGGUAGCAGCAGGACUGGGAGGUCCCCCUCUGUGUCCCCGGACCGAGGCAGCGUACCCACCUCCCCGUACUCUGUGCCACAAAUUGCACCCAUGCCCAGCAGCAAACUGUGCCCCGUCUGCAAAACCACCGACCUGAUGGGCACUGGGGACGACAAGCCGAACUUCAACACCUGCACACAGUGCUGCUCCAUGGUGUGCAACCAGUGUGGCUUCAACCCCAACCCUCACCUCACAGAGGUUCAAGAGUGGCUAUGCCUGAACUGUCAGAUGCAGAGAGCGUUGGGGAUGGACAUGACAACACCGCGCUCCAAGAGUCAGCAGCAGAUACACUCUCCUUCUCAUACAGCCAAACCAGAACUUAAACCUGAUGCUUCGACUCAGCCUGCAUCCCAGACACAUCCCCCUCCCCAGACACAGCCUCCAGCGCAGGCUCACCCUCCAGCACAGGCUCACCCUCCAGCGCAGGCUCACCCUCCAGCGCAGGCUCACCCUCCAGCACAGGCUCACCCUCCAGCACAGGCUCAUCCAGCACCUGGUCCUACCAAACAGACUGGUCCAGCUGGCCCAGGUCAGCAACAAGCAAAGCUCCCUCCAGGGGCAGUUGCUCUCCCUGGCAUGGCCAAGGCCCCGUCUCAGCCCGAUCUGUCUCGCAACUCCCCCGCCCACCAACCCCAGCACCCUCGCCAGGACCAGACUCGCAGUGCGGGGAGCUCCCCUUCACGACAGCCCCCACCUCCAGAGCAGACUUUUGGGAAGUUGUUUGGCUUUGGUGCUUCUCUUCUUAACCAAGCCAGCACUCUCAUAUCUGAGACUACUCAACCCCAACAACAGCCCCCCAAAGCAGCCCCUAAACCAGGAGGACCUCCUGGUCCGGGGCCUGGGGCGGGUAAACCCUCAGGACCUCAGCCUGCACAACAGGGGCCUCGAGGCCCUGCUCAGCAGCAACAGCAGCACGCUCCCCCAGACUCCUCUAAACCCAAAGCUUGUUGUCCUCUCUGCAAGACGACCCUCAACAUUGGCAACACGGCAGAACAACCCAACUACAACACCUGCACACAGUGCCACCAACAAGUGUGCAACAUGUGUGGAUUCAAUCCCACUCCACACCUAGUCGAGAAGAAAGAAUGGCUCUGCUUGAACUGCCAGACGCAGAGGGCUCUGUCAGGAAGCUUGGGAGAUAUUCCAGCUCCUGUUGCACAGCCCGUGGGAUCCCCUCGGCCACCUGCUGCAGCCAAUCAACAGCCAUCUCAGCAGAAAGGGCCAAAUCAACUUUUAGGGCCUAGGCCCACAGGUCCUCAACAACAGCAGAAACCACCGGGUCCCCAAGUAAGUGGCCCUGUCUCUCCUGUGAAACAUGCUGGGCCCGCCCCUCACACCAAGGGGCCCAGCCAAGCUUCCCCUCAAACCAAGGGCUCUGCCCAACCUGUUUCUCAACCCAAGGGUUCAACUCAGCCACCUUCCCAAACUAAGGGUCCAACACAACCCUCAGCUCAGAGUAAGGGACCUCAAAUUAAAGGUCCUGCUCAAUCACAUGCUCAGAGUAAGGGCCCCGUUCAGUCUGCAAACCAAAUAAAGCCCCAGAGCCAGGCCAAAGGGCCGACUCAGACAAAGGGAUCCGCUCAGCCCUCUGCUCAGACUAAGGGCCCUUCUCAUCCUCCUGGGACCAAGGCCACCCCUGGUAAAGCUGCACCCAACCAGGCCAAGGCCUCUCCCACCCCAUCAAAGACAGCACCCACCCAGUCUAAACCCACAGGUAACAACCAGGCCCGCAAACAGCCGCAGAGCCAGGAGAAGACUAAGGUCACAUCUAAGUCUCUAAAAGAAGACGUCAAGGCCUCGCCAAAGAAGGCCUUGUCAGAGACUGUCACUUCACCAAAAGACACGAAGAUAUCUGAAGAUACACAGAAGUCAAGACACCAUGAAGAUUUCAACAAAUCAAGCACACACAGUCUAAGUGACACUGGAUACUCGUCAGAUGGGAUCUCCAGCUCUCAUGGGGAGAUUACAGGGCAGAUCCGAGAAGAAGGGAUCAAGCUCAGUGAAAGAGGCGCUUCCAUCCCCUCAGAAAUCACCAAGCUAGAGAGCUCCAUGAAGCCUCUGCUAGAGUCAAAGACGACAUCAGACCAGAAGCACAGGCCGCAUUCACUGUCAGUAGGACAGGGCCGGGACUACAGUCCUGAUGACGAUGCAGCAAGGGAUGAAUCAGAGGAUGAUCUCAGUUGUAAGCUUCGCCAUGAUUACGUGGAAGACAGCAGUGAAAGUGGUCUGUCACCAUUGCCAGUAAGACAGAAGAAGUCACAUAAAGAUUUAACAGAUGAGGAAUUCAUGAGGAGGCAAAUUAUGGAGAUGAGUGCAGACGAAGAUGAGAUGGAGGAACAUGGAAGCCAGAAGGCUAAAAGGGGACAUAAAGCCAGUGGGGAUUUGAGCAAAGAGAGACGACGACUUGCUCAUCAUUCUAGUAGUUUUGAGGAUGACACCAAGGCAUCAGAGGCAAAUGAAGAAGAUGACGUCGUAAUGGCUGGAGGCCUUCGGCGUUUUAAGACUAUUGAGCUCAAUAACACCAACAGCUACAACCGAGACAUGGAGCUCAGUACUGAGCAUGACCUACGAGAACCAGAGCUGGAGAUGGAGAGUCUGACUGGUUCUCCAGAGGAGCGGUCCAAGGGAGAAUAUUCAUCCACCCUACCUGCCACCACUCCCAGCUACACCUCUGGGACAUCCCCUACAUCUGUGUCAUCCAUGGAGGAUGACAGUGACAGCAGCCCCAGUCGUAGGGCAAGACUAGAAGAGGCAAAACAGCAGAGGAAGGCUCGACAUCGAUCCCAUGGGCCACUGCUGCCCACUAUCGAGGACUCAUCUGAGGAGGAUGAGCUCAGAGAGGAGGAAGAACUGCUUAGAGAACAGGAACAGAUGAGAGAUCUGGAGCAACAGAGGAUCAGAAGUACUGCUCGAAAAACAAAGAGGGAUAAGGAGGAGCUACGGGCACAGAGACGCAGGGAAAGAUCCAAAACUCCCCCCAGUAAUCUCUCUCCUAUUGAAGACGCAUCGCCAACAGAAGAGCUGAGACAGGCUGCAGAGAUGGAGGAGCUUCACAGAUCAUCAUGCUCUGAAUACUCACCAUCAAUGGACUCAGAGGCAGAGGGCUUUGAGAUGAUUGGUGGAAAGCUUUAUAAAUCAGGAAAUGAAUACAACCUUCCAACUUUCACAUCACUCUAUUCCCCUACAGAAAAGACAUCAGCAAUGUCACCAUCUGAUAAAACACUAAAAAGUGCAGAGGAGGUCUAUGAAGAGAUGAUGAAGAAAGCACAGCUCAUGCAGAGGCAAGGACAUGCAGUUAAUCAGCAGAAAGGAGCCUCUCAGCCUGAGAGUAAACAUCAUCUUGAAGCAGGAACUGUCCUAACCCCCGGCUCAAGCCCAACACAAGUUACUGCACCAGUAUCCUUCUCUACAACAGGGAGUGAUCCAAGAAUUGCAGCACAACAUUUAUCAAAAGAAACACAAAAUAGGAUGAUGACACAGAGUGCCAAAAUUGAAGGUGUUGUAGGAGUUGCCCCGACCAAAACCCAGACUGCCACAACUCGACAGGCAGGUAGCACGGUGCCUGCUAGCAACAGAGCAGGCUCCCAGAGGGCAACACAAGCAGCACCUGACCCUGGAGCAUCCUCACUGUCCUCCAAAGUUUUCUCCCUUUUCAAAGGUCCUAGCCCCCCGGUCUCCCCAAGUGCUUCUCCAGCACAAAGCCCAACACAUUCGCCAUCCGUGAGACCCACUGGUGGCAGUGGCAGACAGCUGCCAUCUUUGCCCGGUGGUCCUACAUCGGCCGCAGCAUCCCAUGGAGCUCAGGCACCUCAGAGGGCAGUUUCACCACGUCUUGCACGACAACAGUCAUCUCAAGAAUCACCAGUGAUGGUGAUAACACUGGGCUCUGAAACAACUAGUCCUGCCAAGCCACUCACUGUAAAUUCUUCCACUUCCCCUUUGUCAUCGCCAACACAGGGCAGUUGUAAAACCUUGUAUAGCUCCCAGCCCCUUUCGACAAGUUCUCCAACAUCACCGCAAAUGCAUCCUUCACAACAGUCUCCAAAACAUUCUUCACAGAUGGCUCAAAAAGUUGAAAAAGUAAGUGUUGGUAUUAGCACUGUGACAACAACUACGCAUAGUCGUGGAUCUAUGGAAAACAUAUCUCUAUGUAAAAUCUCAAAUAUACCAGGCUCUUCAAUAGUUGUGGGUCAGGGUGGGUCAAGCACUAAUGUGGUGGAUCUGAGAACCCCAAUGAGGCCCGCUCCAAUUAUAAUUACAGACCAGGGGAUGGACCUAACAUCCCUUGCUUCUGAUGCAAGAAGAUACUCUUUAGGAUCAGAGCAGCCAUCUGGUCGACAUACAGCAGUGCAGCCUCUUAUUAUGAACCUGAAUGCACAAGAGCAACCGCAUAUAUCUGUAUCAACACCGACUACAGUUAGUGUCACAGUUGCAGGUUCUAUGUUCAUGUCCCAACCUAAGCAACCAGUAGUGUAUGGAGAUCCUUUGCAGAAUCGUGUCGAUUUAGGGCAGGGUGUUGGAGCAGCUGUGUGUUUGACACAGACCAAGCCAGCAAUUACUGACCCAUCUAUUCCCAAAAUUGAUGCUUGCCUGGAGAACCUGGGUAUACAGCAGCAGCAACUGCAGUUACAGCAACAGAAGCUCCUGCAGCAGCAACAGCUUCUUGAGCAGCAACUCCAGCAGCACCAACAGCAAUCCUCUUUUGCUCGUUACAAUUUAGCUAAUCAGGUCCAGCCGCUGCUGAUGAAAAAAGACCUCGUAGUGAGUCAGGCAAGCAGUGCCCAGCCUGCAGUGACUGCUAGUGCCAUUCCUAGACUAUCUCCCCUGGCUCCACCGUCAGUGUCUGGGGGUCCUGCAUCUCAUGCUCCCCAUGAAGUCUAUGGUGGAGUUGCCUUAGAGCUGAAAAACAAGCCAACAGUAAUGAACUUGUCCACUGGUAAACCCCAUGUUAUGAUGGUGCAAAUGGAUGAAAGUAACACAUCACAGGGGGGCACAGUGACUCAACUGGUAAAGCGAGAGGAACCUCCUCCCCCUCCUCAGGUCUUGGAUCUAACGGGACAGAUCAAACCAGAAAACCAGGUGGCUUGUUGUGAUGUUGUUUACAAAUUGCCCUUUGCUGGUUCCUGUUCAGGGUCAUUCACUCAGAAGCCUACAACAGUAUCCUCAGAUAAAAACCCCACCACUGAAGCCUCUCAAGCAGCCCACCCACCCUAUCCCUACAAUGUCAGCCAACAACAGCAACAGCAACAACAGCAACAACAACAACAACACCAGCCUCAAGGAACACAAGGAGUGACCGAGGAACAUAAACCAUAUCAACCACCCAUAGUUCCCUCAGGAAGAAUUCAGCCCUCUAUGUCUGAUACUAAUUUGCCCUCCAUGACUGAUGCUAGUCACUAUCAGAGUAAUGUCCAGGGGGGUCUGGCAGUUGAUCUUAGCAGCAUGAAUCAGGCUUAUGAUGGUGGAUACCUUGGCAUUGGAGCACAGUAUGGAUCUUACACAGACCUGCGUCACCAAGGAGAUUUUGCAAGUCCUUCAUUACCCCUUCGCCGAUAUGGCUCAAUGUCAAAUAUCAAUUCUGACUAUGCCUACGGUUCACGUGACUUAACUGCGCCACAGGACUCCAAUCUGGCUCAGUACAGUGCAACCACUGCCAGGGAGAUCAGUCGCAUGUGUGCAGCUCUUAACUCUGUGGACCAGUUUGGGAGCCGGUAUGGAAAUAAUCCUGAACUGGUGCCAUAUGGGGCUGGAAGGGGUGGACCUUUAGCUCGACUAAACCUCCAGCAAAGCUUAGCAUCAAUAAGAGCAAACUUACUGUAUGGCCCAGAUGGAAGACCAACAGCAAAUGGCCAAACCCUAACAAACCUAAUAAAUGCUAGACAAGCAAGUAUACGCGCCUUGUACCCUGCUGCUAUGAGAGGAGGUGAUGGCAUGAUAUACUCCACCAUUAACACACCAAUAGCCUCCACCUUGCCAAUUACCACCCAGCCUUCCUCUGUCCUGCGUCCCAUGCCUAGAGGAAUUUACAGACCAUACCCUACAGGUGUAACUGCUGUACCAUUGGCUAGUCUUACCAGGUUGCCUCAAGUGACUCCUAGAAUGCCUCUGUCCACACAGGGACCAUAUUCCUACCCUCCUCCAAACCAGUAUCCUACUUCAGCCACACCAUCAGGAAGUGUGCCUGAUGCAAGCAGCGCCCACCAGGACACUCCCGUUUACCUCGGAAAGCCUUUGACAACAGUUGCUGCACAAACAGCUGCAACCAUUCCACCUACACAACCUACAGCACACUUAGGAGCACAAAAUGUACCAGCAACUGGGAUGCAAACCAUGGCAGAUCAACAGACAGACCGCACUCCACUUACCUCACAGAGUGUUACGUCCCUAUCUCAAGCUCAAGGCCAACCUCCAACCGUCCAGCCAGUGCAGGCUCAAAUGCAGUCGCACCAGUUGCCUGCUCAAACUGAACCUUUAUCUCUGACUCAGACCCAACCCCAAGUUCAACCCAUUAGUCAACCUCAACCAUUAGUUCUGCCACAGGGUCAGCCGCAAGUGACACCUCAUGGCACUGCCCUAGCACCAGGUACCAAACUUUCUCCUCCUGCGGAUGCCCAGAAAAGUAAGGAAGAUGAGAGACUGAGUCAGCAACAAGAGCAUGUGCUGCAGCUAGAGCGAGAGCGUGUUGAACUGGAGAAAUUACGCCAGCUGCGCCUACAGGAGGAGCUUGAAAGAGAUCGUAUGGAGCUUCAGCGUCACAGAGAAAAAGAACAACUAAUCGUCCAGCGUGAGAUACAAGAGCUGCAGACAAUCAAACAGCAAGUCCUUCACCAACAGCAGGCAGAGCGGGAGACACAGCUUAUAAUGCAAAGGGAACAACUGGCUCAGCAGAGAAUGCAGCUUGAACAAAUCCAGUCUCUACAGCAACAGUUACAGCAGCAGUUGGAGGAGCAGAAAAGGCAAAAGACAGCAGCAGUAGAGGCAGCAGCUGCUGUUGCAGCAGCAGAAGCUGCCGCUGCAUCAGCAGCAGCGGCAGCAGCAGCAACAUCAGCCCAGGGUGCUAUACAAGGGGUAGUUGUUGGAGGGGCCCCUCAAGGGUUCAUUAUUUGUGACCAGAGUGGUCGAGUUAUUCAACAAGAUGGCCAGAGUGUUCAGUUUUGGCAGGAUGGACAAGUGGUCCAAGCUGUGGUGGCUGCUCGGCCUAUUCAUAGUUCUGCUUCUGAAAUGUCUUUGAGAAGCACAGACAAAAUGGCAGAUUCCAAGAUCAUGAAAAAACAGAACUCGAUGCCUCGGCUGAGGGAUGGCUCAGAGGAGGACUCUGUGAAGAGGAUUACAGACAGCUGUGUGCAAACUGAUGAUGAAGAUGGUGAAGACAGAUUCAUGAACAGGCGUAGGAGAACAAGGCGUAUUGCGGACUGCAGUGUGCAGACAGAUGAGGAGGACCAAGGAGAAUGGGACCAGCAGCCAGUGAGACGCAGGCGAUCACGUGUGUCUAAGCACUCCGAGUCCAGUGGUGAGGCUAAAUCAGAGUCAUCUAAAGUGGCAUCUACAAGUAUAGCUAUUCAGACCACAAAUGAUUCGUCAUGCCAAACAGAGCCCGACCAACUAGGCAGGAUUUCACCUGCAAUCCACAUAACCAUGGCGGAGACCUCAAAGGUUGACCUAUUACAUUACAUAGCGGCUCCUGAAAGGACCCAUAAAGGAGAGAGUCUGGCCUGCCAGACAGAACCAGAGUCUCAGUCUCAGGGUGUGGUCGUCCCUCAACUGAGCGUCCCUACAACUAUUAGUCCAUACUCCACAAGUCUGCAUAUAGUCGGUGCAAACACAUCUGACCCAACCUCUCCUAGGCUCCAAGGAGUUGCCAAGUUUGAGAGGAGGAAACCAGACCCCCUGGAAAUUGGCUAUCAACAAAAUGAGUCUCCCUCUCGUCAGCCCCCCAAAUCUCCCCAGGUGCUGUAUUCCCCCGUAUCUCCGUUGUCUCCUCAUCGCAUGCUGGAGACAACAUUUGCCUCCCAGGAGAAGCUCAACAAGGCCCAUGUUACACCCCAGCAGAAGGCCUUUACGGCCGAAUCACCCCAACGCCACCAGACCCUGCCAAGACCCAUAAAAAGUGUUCAGCGCUCCAUGUCAGAUCCCAAGCCUCUCAGCCCCACGUCAGAGGAUCCUGCCAAGAACAGGUUCUCCCCAUAUCAUCAGCAAGCUGUGUCCAACAGUCAGAAAUACCAUCAUGGAUCUACCCAACACAACUAUUUUAUGGCCUCCCUGCAGCAGCAGCAGAACUCUCUGAUGAGGAAAAUAAAGAGGACUCUUCCCAGCCCCCCUCCAGAGGAGACUCCGCUCCCCAUUGUGACUCCAGCACAAAUGUACAGCUCUCCUGGCAUGCCACAGAGGGUCCUUCCGAGACCAGCCCAGGGAGUCACCAAGGCCGGCCUGCUGAGUGAACUGAAAGCUGUGGAACAAGAGUCAUCGAAGCUCCGUAAGCAGCAGGCUGAACUGGAGGAGGAAGAGAAAGAGAUUGACGCCAAGCUACGUUACUUGGAGCUGGGCAUCACCCAACGUAAGGAGACCAUGGUGAAGGAGAGGGAGAGGAGAGAGCUGGCUUACCUGAGAUGUAUGGGUGAUGCUCGGGACUACAUGUCAGACAGUGAGCUCAAUAACCUUAGGCUGGCAGCUGCAGCAGGAACCUUUGAUGCUAAUGGUCUGCUGACAAGGCCCAGCACUGCACCAUUGAGUCAAUUUACUAAUGACCUCAAUACAACCUCCCAGUAUCCCUCAACCUCGUCCUAUAUGUCUUAUCCAUACCCUCAAAGUCAGCCAUCAACACAGCAGCCAGGCGCUACUUACCAACAGAUAGGUUUCCAGCCUCCUCAGUACCCUUCAUCCUCUGCACCCCAGCCAGGAACAUUCCAGCCCCAUCCCCCGCCAGGGCCUGGCUACCAGAACCAGGGAACCUACUCCAAUCGCAUUUAUGGCCAAACCUCCUACCAGACAGACCUCGGCAUGCAGCAGCAUGGUCACCAGGGCUUCCAUCCCCCUGGUCAACCUAUGCCAGGCCAGAGCCUUCCUUACCCUAGCCACAGCUCCUACCAACCUGGUCUCACAUACCAGCCCCAGGCAGAGAUCCUUACAGUCCAUCAAAGGCCACGGCAAACUUCUUUGGCUGACCUUGAGCAAAAACUCCCCACUAACUAUGAAGUCAUCAGCAACCCAGCAGUGUCAGUGGCCACAUCAGCUCCAGAUACCAACUUCGGCUCGGUCUACAGCAACGCGUAUGGACAGUACCGCCCCCCUGAGCCUGGCCUCACUCACUCUGUGGACAGCCCCACCUCUGCUUAUGCUUCAGAUGGACUCUACACCUCCAACUUGGAGCAAAAUAUUCCCAGGAACUAUGUCAUGAUUGAUGAUAUCAGUGAGUUGACCAAAGACAACACUAGCCAACCUACUGAUGCUCUGGGUCAUCCUGUUGGAGGGCGGUACCGCAGUGAGAAUGGCCCUGCACGUGGGAGUGGCUAUGGUCGGCCUGAAGAUGAGCCCGUGGAUGCUUAUGGUAGACCCACAGGAACAACAGGGUACCAGAGUACAGUGGAUAGUCGCACCAGCACCACAGUUAGUGGAGGCUCCUAUUACUAUGAUGAUUAUAAACACACGUCACGGAGCAGCUCCGGUAGCCACAAACUCGCACCCAAGAAUCUUGCCCCUGCAGUAGUCUCCUCUAAACGUAGUAAGCACAGGAAGCAGGGAAUGGAGCAGAAGAUUUCUAAAUUCUCUCCUAUCGAGGAAGCACGGGAUGUGGAGUCUGACCUUGCCUCGUACACAAUGACAACAUCAACAGGAGGCAGCUGUACGGUUGUGUCCAGAACCAAGAAGCUUCAGGAUGAUGGCACCUACGGGAUGAAGAAGAAUGCAUACGACCAGCAGAAAUAUUACGGCACCAGUCGUGAGGGUCUUGAGGAGGAGGACCGCAUGUACAGCUCUGGUAGGUCCAGGUCUACUGGAUAUGGUAUGGACAAGAUUUCCUCCAGAGAUGCCACAGGCCACAGAAGUAAAUCCUACGAGAGGGAUGCCAUGGAGCGAUCACAGAGAACCAGCCGCAGUGGAAGGGCUCCCAUGCGCAGCCAAAAUUCAGAAGAGGAGAGCCCACUCAGUCCUGUUGGGAAGCCUGUAGGCAUGGGAAGAAGUUCUGGUAUAGCAGACGCCCACGAUGUGAGGAACCAGUACGGCUCCAGCCAUUCAUUGCCAGAUGUUCAGGACCAUCACAAGAAGGACGCGCCAAGGAGUCAUGUCUAUAAACCAGAUGACCCUUACCUCGUAGAUGACAUGCACUGUGCCGUUUCUGACAGUGAAGCCUAUCAUUUGGGCCAAGAAGAGACUGACUGGUUUGAGAAGCCACGGGAGGCCCGUUCUGAUCGCUCAAGACAUCAUGGAGGUGGCGGUCACUCAUCCACAGGCAGGCGUGGUAAACACACCUACCAUGAUUACGAUGAACCUCCAGAGGAAUACUCUCAGCAGGAUGAGUACAACCAACAACGGCACUCCUCCACAGCAUCACGGGAUCACCGUCACCACGGCAGCAGCUCUGGCAGACACAGCUCUUCUCGCCAUGCCUCAGAGGAUCCUAGGUCGUCCCGUUCUUCCAGGACACACCCCAAAGACCCAUCUGUCCGCUCUGAUGGCAGAGGGUCCUCAUCUGCACAAAGAAGGGGCGGUCCAGACUCCCGCUCCGCCCAGGGAAGCCCAAGGAACUCAGGCGACUUCUCCCGAGAGUCUGGUCAUCACCACGGCACUGGGGGACGGAGCCAGAGACCCCAAGGAGAUCGCACAACCUCCAGAAGGCAGGAUCCCUCUGCAGCAGGGCCCAAAUCACAGCAGCAGCAACAACAACAGCAGCAGCAGCCCUCUCAGGGCCACGCUGGGCAGCAGCGGUCAGGUGGUCAGGGACAGUCUGGGAGACAUCCAGGAUCCGAACCACUUGAUGGUACCCAUCAGGCCCAGCAGCAGCAGCAGCAGCAGCAGAGUGCACAACAGCAGCAGCAGCAGCCACUGCAGCACAGCCAGACCCCUCAGAGCAGCCAGCCUACAACAACUACCGCAGGAGCUGGACCAGCACAGCAGCAGCCCAAAUCUGGCCAAGCCCAACAACAGGGACGCCAGCCAGGAGUAGGGUCUGCAGCUGGGCAGCCGACUCCCACAGCGGCAAAAAUGGAUGCUACACCUGCAGCAGCCGCAGCCACAGGAGUGAAAGCUACAACAGGAGUCCCACCAGCACCUCAGCCUACCAAAAUAGCUACACCUCCUCUGACAGGCAUCGGCUCCAAGGCCGCCCCUGUUGGGAUUGGCAGCAAACCUGUAGGUAUAGGCAGUGCCGCAGCAGGACAGCCGCCUGCUGAAGGGGACAAUGUUCUCACUAAAAUCCUGCAGGGAGGGGCAGCAGAGCAGGCGGGGAAACUGGGAGAUGCUUUGUCUGGCCUUGGGAAGAAGUUCACUUCAUUCUGGUGAACUAAAGAGAGGAGGGGUAUGCAGAGUCGAGACGAGAUGGAUUGGUAGCUUUGUACUUGAAAAACCUAUGAAACCGCAUUAAAUACAUUUCACAUUACAGAGGAAAUCGAGGAAGAGAGAUCCUGGGUGCAUCAAGCAGGAAUCAAAGGAUGCCUUGUCAGCACUGAAUUCCCCAGACAUGGGCACACGAUUGAAGUGAAUUAAAUAAGGGCAAUCGCUUCGUCAGCACGGUGUUACAAGACAUAAGCAGAGGGCUGAAGAGGCCUGAAAGUAAGUGGAUGCCUUGACAGAACUGCAGUCCCAGAAUGAUGAUUGUGGAGACGUCUGGAGCCUCAUUGGACCGACGGAGGACAACAACGGUCAAUAAUGAGGAUGUGGAGACGAGGAGCAGAGAGAGGGGGAAGGGAGACUCGAGUCCUGCUUCCCUUCCUCCUCCUCCUCCUCCUCCUCCUGGAGAAAGCCUCCUGGGAUCUGUGUGACAGUAAAAGGCCUGCUAACUGAGACACCUGGAUAUCAUGGGAGGAAUUCGGCGUGUUUGGUCGUGCAUGUCUCCUCCUUCAAACAGCUCGAUUAAAGAAGCCUCACAGCGCCCUCUAUAGGAAUUUUAAUGGAACACCGCUCAUGUCUGAGUAGCGCUGGCAAGGAUGUUUGAUUCUACACUGAUGUCUUCUGUUCAUGCAAAACACGGUGAAAAAAAGACAGACUUUCAUAGGUUUUAUCAAAGUAUCAAAGAUACCGAUUUUAGCCCACAGUGACAGCACAUACCUGGAGUAGACGAGGUGUAUCACGGCAAUGACAACCAACCUGAUGACUCCACCACAAUCCUCGAAUGCUUGGUUUCUCUGAUCUCUACAGUACAUUCCAGUAUAGGGAAUUUGACCCUUUCUUUGAAUGUGUUUUUAUUUCUCCUCUUUUUGUUUCGAUGUCUACAGAAUGCAUUGUGUAAAAUGUGGACAUGAGAAUGCACGCACAAAUAUUUGAAAAACUGAGAAAAAAAAAAAAGAAGAAGAAGAAGAAGAAGAAGCCCAUAUCGAUAAUUUUUCACCACCUAUGAGAUGCCACUAGUCAUCAGCUGUAGGUUUUUAGGGAAGGGAAGUACUACCAGUGUGCCCACAACGUGUGAGAAUCACACAGAUGAGAGGACCAAAUGAAAGAGUGGCCACGGCUCUUAAUUAGCCAUCGCAAAGCCAUCGUUAUAGUCAGCCCCAGAGCUGAGUGUACCGCUCUGGAGCUGACUAUAAAAAGGAUAAAGCCCCAGAGGGGACUUUAUCCUUUUUAUUGAUUUGUCUCAUCUUUUAGUUUCUUUUCAUUUUUGCCUGAUAUUCACUGAAUGGAAGAGCCUUAUUCAGUACAUGUUUUACUUGUAUACCUCAUAUGUUUUAAAAUGUCCAUGUCAUCAUGCAUUUCUUUUUACACUACUGUAUACUAUUUUAUGUACAUAAAAGCAAAUCAGAGAUCUAAUUAUGUAAAUUUGUCAUUUGUGUAUUUAUGGAAUCACUCUCCAGUGACUUUUUUUGUUGUUGUUCUGUGUUUUUUUUUUUUUGUUUUGUUUUUUUUCCUUUGGUAAAACUUUAUAUUUUUCACUUUUUAUUUGUUUGAAUCUGUUUUCUUGCAUCAAAUAAUUUGCUUGUUGAUUUUUAAAAGCAAUAGCAUGCAGAAAAUGGUAUAUAGCACAAUCGUAUAUAUGUUGUUUAAAUCAGUGAUGGGAAAUACUAAACACUUCUGUCGAUAAAUAGCCGUAAUACAAUUUGUCAGAGGGUUUACAACCACAGUACCAUGUCCAGACGUGCAUGUUAUGUGCAGAUGCGUACGAGCAUGCAGACAGGUACGAACACACACAGACACUCUCUCUCUCUCUCUCUCUCUCUCUCUCUCUGUUCAUCUCCUUGCAAACACAUAUGCACACACACAUACCUUAUACACUUUGCACCCUAGUGACACCUCAGAGCCAAGGUUAAUUGUCUUCUCCACCCAAUCGACCUGUUAACCCUCCUGCUGAUUAAUGAGGUUACCAAUUCACCAAUGAGAUGAUCUCACUAACAAGCUGGGCCCACUGCCUCUAUUUGUGCAAACACACACACACACAUAUACACGUGCAUACACACACACACACACACACACACACACACACACACACACGCAUACACACAUGCAUACAGAUAUAGGAGAGGAUGAAAGCAAUUAUCAAUUCAAAUGUUCUAUGCAAUGACUCAUUUUGAACCCGGAAGUGAUUCUGCCUAAAACAGUUUAUUAUCAUCACUGUAUUCACAAGAAAAACAACAAAAUUAUGAACUAAAAUAGUAAAAAAAAAUAAAAAAAAUAAAAAAAGAGAAAAAAGGUCAUGAAAAUGUUUUUACUUAGCAGCUUGUCUGUAUGAAUUUGAAUAUUGAAUAUUGAACUAGAAUUGUUUUUAUUUUCGUGGCAUGUUUUGACCCCUCACUCCCCACACCGGGGGACUCGUUGCCAAAGGGUAAACUGUGUAGACUGUCGGUUUUUUGAAUGUCCACCAUCAUGUUGCUCUGAAGCAUGGGUUUGCUUGGCUUCGUCUGGCUGUUUGUAAGCCCUCAUUCAGUUUUUGUGCGUUUUUUGGCUGACCUGGGCUCCUCAGUGUUUGGCUUGCAGUGACUGUCCGUGCUGCUAUAAAAACCUGUGAUACAGAUGGUCAGCACCUCUCAUUAAUACUUGUCAGUGUACAUAUUGGGUGUCAGUAUAACCUGUGGGGUGAAUGGAAUGCUUCUAUUGGAUAUUUCAUUGUUGAUUAAACCACUCAGCAGCCAAGCCAUUGGAAAGGUGCAUGAUUAGAUCUUAUAUUCUUGGAAGUUGUACCUGAAUUAAAAAAAAGAAUAAAAAUAAAAAGGUAAGGCAUGAUUUCACCAAGGUUUGCCUAACAAACCUUGACUUUCACAGGCCAACGUAGAGACUAUUGAUGAGUAAAAAUGUUCAGCCAUUCACAAAUCAGGGCAUGUCAUUUUGAAAGCACAAGCCUGACUGGUAGCACUUGCUGCUUGAUGAAACGCAGAAACAUGGAGGUUGCGUAACAGCGCCUCUGACUAAACAGUGUAAGAUCUAUAUCAAAACAAGAGGUGGAGAUGCUAUCUGGUCGAUAUGAGGUGCACGAGACAAAACAGCCUCCAAGUGCAGCCGUGCGAUUGACAGAAAGGCAGACAGACACACAUUCUUACUGUAAAUACGACUUCAUUCUUCUGUACAGCUUUUGAGUUUUGAGUACGGCUGUCAUGUGCAUCCCCAUGCCGUAUUUGCUGCCAACUUUUGUGUAUAAAAAAAACAAACAUUUAUUACCACAAUAAUGAGGAUGAUGAUGAAACUAAUGAUGAUGAUGAUUAUUAUUAUUAUUAUUGCAUAAGCAUAGUGUAUGUGGCUGACUUGUAUUGACUGUUUACAACAGUGGAACAAAACUCGUAUUCAGAAACAUAUCCAGUCUGUGUAUAGUUUCUAUACAUAUUGUGUUUGUAAAACAAGAAAGAUCCUCCUCAGCGGCUGCAGAGUAGAACGCCUUUGUCAGACUAUCCGGAGGUCUUUGAGUUGAUGGGUGUGAUCUGCAAGAUGAUGAGCAGCGGGUGAAAAAAAUAUGAAACAAAAAACCUGGAAAAAUGUCAUUCACUGUUGUAAGUGCAAUGGGCAAAACGUCAGUCGUGUAUCCAUUGUGAAACCUUGUGUUCUAUUCAGUGUAUUCCUGUAAACAGAUAGAGUAAAUUUUGGUGCAUCAUGUCAAGUAAUGUGAUUAAUAAAAAUAUUGACCCUGCAAUUUCCAAACAGA